AUGGGUGUUAAGCCCAGAACCGACCGCCCCGUCGCAGUCAUCGGCGGCGGCGUCCUCGGCCGCCGCAUCGGCUGUGUCUUCAUCGCUACCGGCUACUAUGUCCACAUCCGGGAUCCCUCGCCGGAGGCUCUCCGCGACGCGGCAGAGUACAUCGAUCACCACAAAGCCGAGUUCUCGUUGAUGCCGCGUAUUCACAAGGCCCGUGAAGGAGAUAGCGACGGAAACCCGAACGAGCCCAAGACCCACGUUUCCCAGGUUGAUAUCGAGGCGUAUACUUCUGCGCCCUACGGUAUCUGCAAGACUUUCACCGAGCUGGAGCCCGCUGUUUCCAAUGCUUGGCUGGUUAUCGAGGCUGUGCCUGAGGUGCUGCAGUCCAAGAUUGAUACUUUGGCGGAAUUGGAUAAGUGCGCUCCGGCGGAUUGUUAUAUCGGCUCUAGCAGCUCUUCAAUGAAGUCAAACUUGAUGCUUACCAAGGUCUCCCCCGAGCGUCAGCGCGAAACCGACCCCGAGAUCCUCCCUUACCUGGAGACUGUCUUGGGCGAGUGUGGCAUGUUGCCAGUGACAGCUCACCGUGAAUCGACCGGAUUCAUCUUCAACCGCAUCUGGUCAGCAGUCAAGCGCGAAAUCAUGCAAAUCCUCUCCGAAGGCGUCAGCGACCCCGGCGAAAUCGACCUCCUCUGGGAACACAUGUUCAAGAACGGCCCUCUCCCCUGCCAAUUGAUGGACCAAGUCGGCCUCAACACCGUCGCCUUCAACGAAGACAGCUAUAUCCAAGAGCGGGGUCUCCCCUCCGGUCCAACCGUCGACUGGCUACGCAAGGAAUACAUCGACCAAGGACGCCUCGGCAAGAAGAGCAAAAAGGGCGGCCUCUACCCCCCGCUCGCGAAAUCCUCUUCCGCAGAAGCAACCCCAGCAAACCCGCACAGCGCAGCAAAAGACAUUUACCUGCUCGAUGUCGGGCUCGGCGGAAACGCAAAGGACGUUUCGCAGGUGCACGCGAACGGCAAGAUCCUGCGCUUCAACCUCGCAACACAGAGAAUCACUCCUGUCCUUGUCGGCCAGAACCUGCCGGACAGUAUCGACGUGUCACUGAGCACGCAGCGCAUCUUCUGGACGAAUAUGGGUCGCAGCAUGGCUGCCUGUGAUGGCUCUGUUUGGUCGGCUGAUCUUGACGGUGGCGAUGUGACGUGUAUUGUCCCUGUUAGACAGGUGCACACGCCUAAGCAGAUUGCGGUUAUCGAGCCGCGGAAGCUGAUUUACUUCUGUGACCGUGAGGGCACAAGCGUGCACCGCUGUGACUAUGAUGGUAGUAAUCACGUUAUUCUGGUACAGCGCCGUGCGGAGCCUGGCUUGAGUCUGUUAGAGCGGACGACGCUUUGGUGUGUGGGUGUUACUGUCGAUGUUGAGCGCGGUCUCUUGUAUUGGACCCAGAAGGGACCUGCUAAGGCUGGUCGUGGUCAGAUCUUCUGCGCUGGCUUGGAUAUUCCGGCCGGUGAGACUGCUGAGAAUCGGACUGAUAUCCAGCGUCUGUGGGACAAGCUCCCCGAACCUAUUGAUAUUGAGUUGGAUACUGAGACUCAGACUCUGUACUGGACGGAUCGUGGUGAGCACCCUUUCGGCUGCACGCUGAACCGCGCGUACAUUGGUGGUGAAGAGAUGGAUAUGGAGAAGGUUAUUCUGGCGCGUCAUUUCCACGAGCCUAUUGGCUUGAAGUUGGAUAAGGCGAACAACAUUGUGUAUGUGGCUGACCUGGGUGGUAGCUUGUACUCGGUAUCGUUGGAAGAUGGACUUAGAACCGAGCUUGUGCGCAAUGAUGUUUGCUUCACUGGUUUGACAUUGAUUUGA
Penicillium psychrosexuale is the source of this 1845-nucleotide messenger RNA. Its product is annotated as 3-hydroxyacyl-CoA dehydrogenase family protein. The record is from RefSeq and is a predicted model, not a curated record. Lineage: Eukaryota; Fungi; Ascomycota; Eurotiomycetes; Eurotiales; Aspergillaceae. Gene Ontology annotation, molecular function: NAD+ binding; oxidoreductase activity, acting on the CH-OH group of donors, NAD or NADP as acceptor. The transcript is spliced from 3 exons. The coding region runs from base 1 to 1845 and encodes 614 amino acids. Gene Ontology annotation, biological process: fatty acid metabolic process.